AUGGGGGAACAAGGAGGCUCGGCUGUCUUCAGCACCUGCGCGUUCACCUUGGUUCCCAGUCGCGACUUGACCGAGACUGUCAUUGAAGAGUUAUCCCAGAGCAUCAUCCGAUAUGGCGGCCAGGUCCACCCCCAAAAGCGCGACGGCUCGCUGCCUCUUGCCCAGGUCACCCACAUCAUAUCGAACACGAUCGACUUCCCCCAGUUUACCGAAGCGACGAGCAUGAUGAUCCCAGUCGUCAAGUCCAAGUGGAUCUCGGCGUCACUCGCCAAGGGCAAGCAGGCCCAGAUACGCCCCUUCACGCCCGACCCGCGCAUGAUCUUCUCCGAUGUGGUGCUAUCCUGCGCCGACAUUCCCGACAGGGACAAAGACGCCAUUAUUGGUGCUACCAUGGCAAUGGGUGGCAUGGACUCGGAAAACGUCACCAAGCUCACCACCCACAUCUGCGCGCUCAGCAUGAACCACAAGAAGGUGUUGACGGUCCAGGAGAGGAAGCACAAGUGCAAGAUUGUCCUCCCGCACUGGUUCGACGACUGCUUCAAGCUGGGAAAGAGAAUCGACGAAGGCCCAUAUCUUCUCCCUGACCCCGAAAUACUCCGUGUUCGACCCGAAGACCACAUCGAGCCACCCUCGAGUUCCCACCUCGAGGGUGCGACAUCGGCUCGACCCGACUAUCUCCCAACCCCAACCGACUCCACGGCGGGAGAUCGUCCAAUCCCGACCGUCUUCAACGGAAAGAAGGUCAUGCUGUCCGCGGACUUGUCGAUUAGGGAUCGACUGAGGAAGAUCCUUCUCGACCUCUUCAGUUCAGGUGGCGGCGAAUUAACCGACGACGCGGAGGAAUGCGACUGGUUCAUUUGUCACUAUCGUGAGGGACCGCAAUACAUCCACGCUUCACAAAACGGAAAGACGGUUGCAAAUCUGUCUUGGCUUUACCAUCUCAUCACCACCAAUGAGUGGACCUCGCCACUGCGACGCCUGCUGCACUACCCCAUUCCACGCGGCGGCAUUCCCGGCUUUCAAGACAAGGUGAUCACAGUAUCGAACUAUGGAGGAGAGGCCAGAAUAUACUUGGAGAACCUAAUCACGGCCGCCGGUGCCACUUACACCAAGACCAUGAAGGCCGACAACACCCAUCUCAUCACUGCUCGAGAUAACAGUGAGAAGUGCGAUGCCGCCCGGGACUGGAACAUCGACAUGGCAAACCAUCUUUGGGUCGAGGAGAGCUAUGCUAAGUGCGAGAUGCAAAGCAUCUCGGUGUCCAAGUACACCCAUUUCCCUCCUCGGACGAAUCUUGGCGAGGUUAUUGGCCAGACAUUCUUGGAUGAGUCAAGACUGCGGGAAAUUUACUAUCCUGGCGCUCCAGUGAAGGCCACUGCGGCAGCCAAGAGGAAGCGAAAGAUCAUGGACUUGGCAGACGAGAGUACCAUCGCGGACGGUCCGGCCGAAGGUGUCACCAUUGGGCGGCAAGCUAAUAAGGAUUUCGAUGUCAUGAAAGACACUGAGGCAGAGUAUACCGAGAAAACUACCGAGGUCUUCGGAGUUCCGGCGCCGUCGAAACGUCGCGCAACCGAGUUCGCCACUCCUGCCCGCCCCCGCUACGUCCGCGCCGGCAAGGAAAACGACACGCCGUCUACCACAUCGUCCGUUAGCCGAAGCGCAAAGGACAAGGCUUUGAGCCGGCUAUCUGACAUCGCGCCUGAUGUUGCCCUGUACGAGAAGGAGAAGAAGCGAGGACUCAAAGACGGCCAUGGUCCCUGGGGAGGGAAGCGAGCAGCUGAUCUCAUCGAGCGCGAACACCUGAAUCGCCGCAGCGUCUCGAGUCUGACCACGGCAGAGGAAAACGACGCAGAGUCCAAGGUUGAGAAGCGCCCUGCCAAGAAAGCGAGGCCGACACUUCCGGAUGUUGAGAUGCGGGUUAUCCUCACUGGCUUCAAGCGUUGGGUGGACGACAAGUCCAAGGAAGACGGCGAUCGGAAAAAACUGCGAGAUAUGGGUAUUAUGGUGGUCCAAGAUGGCCAGGCCUGCGAUUAUCUCAUUGCUCCCCAGCUGGUGCGAACCGUCAAGUUUCUCCGCAAUCUGUCCAAGGGCGCCACGGUCCUGUCCUCCAACUGGAUCGAGGAAUGCCUGGACACCAAGCAGGUUCCAGAUCCGGCCAAGUACAUUCUGAAGGACAAGGAGAACGAGAAGAGGUUCGGCCUCAAGCUUGAGACUUCUAUCAAAAGGGCUCAACGCAACAAGGGCAAGCUCCUCUGGAAUACCCCCAUCUACUGCACCUCCAGCAUUAAGAACGGCACGGAAAGCUACAAGGCGAUAGCCGAGGCCAACGGCGCCAUCUUCAUGGUAUACGCGGCCCGAAGUGGCACCACGAUCAAACCGACGCAGCCCGAUGAAGACGAAGGCGCACCCGAGCCCGUGUACCUGUUGACUACAGCAACUCCCGAGGAGAAGAGACUGUGGAAGAAGUUUGAGGACAUGGCGCGCAAGGGCAACAUGGAGCCGCGCGUCGUCGCUUCGGACUGGUUGCUGGAUGUGGUGAUGCACCAGGAAGUCAGCUUCGACAGCAAGUACCUGGCGAAGGAUUUCUUCAGCUAG
Messenger RNA from Anthostomella pinea, 2595 nucleotides. NCBI's taxonomy places the organism in Eukaryota, Fungi, Ascomycota, Sordariomycetes, Xylariales, Xylariaceae. The record is from the annotation of a GenBank genome assembly.